Molecule: messenger RNA, 3340 nt
Organism: Asterias rubens (European starfish)
Lineage: Eukaryota; Metazoa; Echinodermata; Asteroidea; Forcipulatida; Asteriidae
Product: cyclin-dependent kinase 2-interacting protein-like
Exons: 5
Coding region: 90-863 (257 amino acids)
Source: RefSeq, a predicted model, not a curated record
UGAGGGCGCCCUUGUGUAUUUAUGUUUUAAGGAUUCCAGCAUGUCGUCUGUGGAAAAGUAACUUGGUUGUUGAAAAGAAGUGAAGUAAAAUGUCAACGUCUAUCAACAGAGACCGUGGAAGGACACCGAAGAAUAGACGAUCGAAAGCCCAAAACCUAAGCUUCGAAGGGAAUGAAGGGUCAGAUAUUGUAGAAGAGAAGCAGGGUAUUGAAGCUGAUGAUCCCGUUCCGAUGGUGAUAGUACCGGUCAAGUCUCCAGCUGGACCAUUACAAGGCUGUGCUAGAGUCAUCAAAGACCAUUGUGCUGACUGGCACAACUAUAUCGACAAAUGGAAUAUUCUAAAUGACAAAGGGUUAGCCAUCGUCAAUAGGAUAGUGACAUCUAGGCUAGAAGUUCAAUACAGCGAAUCACCAGAGACAUGUAGUAUGAAAGACAAGGAGAGCGUUAUGAAUGUGGACUCCCAGGGUAGUAUGAGUGGCCAGGUACCUGACGGACUUGAAGGCUGGUGUAGUGAUCUUGGUGACAUCUACAAAUCAAUGGAAAAGGUUGUUCGUAAGAUGGCUGCCAUUACUAAGCAUCUCAAAGGUAUUUGUGAAAUGGAGAGAAUUGUCUCGGACAUGGAAAGACCAGAACCCAUGUUUCAGACAUGGCCAGCUCAAUUAUUCUGGGAGGCAUCUUGUCAACUUGAAUCAAUGUACACCAAGGAGCUAGCCGUCAAGAAAGCCAUCAUUGAAGAUGUUGCCCACGCUAAGGUCCGCAAUGUUCUAAUGACUUACACUUCAACCUGGGUCCAUCAACCUUACAUUGACCAUGGAGCGAGUACAACUGUUGAAAGCUUGCUGAAAGAAACAGGACACAGGUGACACUAGCUGUCUGUAGGACUCUUCCUCUGUUCUGUUCAUUGUUAAAAAUUCAUGAUAUGAGGUUCCAUUUCUGGGGGAAAGAUUUUCAGUCCCAGAGCUCAACUGUUCAAAUCUUACCUGUAAAAAGCUACUUGUCUCAUCUGAAAGUGUCGUGGCCGAGGUGUUAAGAGCACCGAAUUCAAAUGCUGAUGUUUCUGUUCAGCAGAGUGUGGGUUUGAAUCCCAAUUGUGAUACUUGUGUGCCUUAGCAAGCUAUUAACCAUUGCUUCGUUCUUCGGAUGGGACGUAAAAGCACGUAAAAGAACCCAGUGCACUUAUCGAAAAGAAUAGGGGUUUGCCCCGGUGUUCCUGGGUUGAUUGGAAGCAUGUUGCGCCACAGAACCUUGUAAACCAUUACAUGCUGCUUUAAAGGAAAAGUUCACAUACUUCAAAAUGUACCUCCACAUACCUUGCAGGAAAAAAGAGCGCUUUGAUACGCCCCUAGGUAUGUGAUAAAGCGCUGUAUAAGAACUUAGUAUUAUCAUUAACAUUUCAAGGCCACAUAAUUAUGUUGGUUGGCGAUUAUAGCACUCUGACCUUGUGGUAAUACUCGCGUUCAAACAAUGGCUUCAAAAUAAUACAAAAUUGAAUUUGUCUUAAAGGAAUAAACACCUGGUGAAAUAUUUCGAUUGAGACUUUGAAAUAAUGUAUUUUUAGUACAGUCAAAUAAGAUGUUUUGAAGUAACUUGGAAGUACAUUUUUUAAUGUUGUAAUAUACCUUUAAGGCGUGCGUUGGAGAGCGAUUGCACCCAGUCUCCUUAAAAAUGAAAGUAUGUUUGAACUUUGUAGGAUUGACUCAAACAAGGGGCCCGAUUUCAAGAUUAUAAUGCUUUCAAAUGUUCUGCUGAGCAAAAUAAGCGGUAUACCACUCACAGAUUGUGACCUAUGACCUUGUAUUUGUGCUCGUAACCUUUUUCUGGUUUAGCAUUAUUUUGUUGUGCUUAGCUACAUGUUCUGCUUAAGCAGCUCGAUGAAGGUGGGCCCAGGUUUGACUCCUCCAUUGCCUACAACAUUGCAGUGGAUUGGAGACUAACGUCCUAUCAGGGAUAGGUUGACUCAACCUUCUAUUGGAGUUUUCAAUAAAUAAAUGAGGUUAAAUAUGCAACUUCUGAGUUCAAUUCAUGUAUAGGUUUAUUAUCGACUCAAAAACUACAUGACACUGACAGUAGUUUGGACGACUGAAAUUGAUGUGGUUACACUUUUAAAAAAGUGACACAAAUCAUUUUUUAUUGCUCUAUUUAACACUAUUACUUAAUUCCACUGAUCUAAUAUAUUAUAAUUAAUCAUUGCCUGCAUUAUAUUUAACUAAUGCAUUUAUUUAUUCAGUAAUAAUACAAUUUAUAAAUGUCCAUUGUAUACAGCAAGCCUUGCCAUUUUCUUUCGCAUUUUUUUCUGGCACUCUUGGCUCGUGCAUUUAAAGCAAUUGCAAAUUCUCCCCCGACUAAAAGAGAAGUACUAGUUCCCAGUUUCAUGCUUUGGUUCGUUAUGUUGACAUUUGCAAGGAUUUCAUUCCGUUAUGUUUGUGUAGUUCCAUGAAAAGUAUCACCAGGAACUCAAUAAAAGGUUUCUGUAUGUCACAGGCUUGGUACUUCACACAGGCUGUGAGGCAUCUGGUAUCAGGUCCCUUUCUUUGGCAUGCCUUGCUUCCCAUUGAACUGUUUACAGUUCGAGAUAACAAUGUUCUUGUAGUAGACUGGUGCCUUUUCCCAAAGAGAAAAUGUCUGUAUGCCCUUCUUGUUCAAGCAUAAGGGAAGAUAAUAUUUGUUUGAGUUUCCUGGCGAGGGGUUUCUACAGACAACAUGCUUAGAAUUUACAUACUCUCCAGUCCAGGUUAAAAUAUCUCAUAUAUUAAAGGCGUCAUUUUUUUUUACCAAGUAGGUAUAAGAAAAUAUAAGCUUUAAAACAAAAGCAGUGAAAAAGCAAUGGUUGAUGUUCAGAUUGUUAUCAAGUCUCACGUUAUUUUUGAAUGAUAAAGGACCGCAAAGUCUUGUCUCUGAUCACUAUUUGUUAAAUUAUGUUCUAAAUCUACUAAAACCGAAACCGAAACCGAAGUGGAAAAGUGGGAGUAGUGGCAGUGACGUCACCAUGACUAUCCGGUCUUGUUGUCCUUUUCGUGCGUGGCUUUGAUAUCAGUCUUCAGUAAGCUAGAAGAAGAAAACAAAAACGUAAAUGGUUUUUAUUUUGUUUUCAUUGUCUUACCGUGACCAGUGGUUUUAAAAAGGUAAACGGGUUGUUUGGAAUGAAAGAAGUGUGUAUUUUUAGUUGUGCUUUGAAUAAUUUGUUCCAUUCAGUCAACAAGUUUACCAGUGACAUAACAUUGUCAUGUGGUCCAUUGGCUUGAAUGCAGGACUUGCAAUCACUAGGUCGUAGGUUCAAUCUUCUGAUCAAUCUUUGUUUAAAUUAUAAACACACAUAAAUAUAUAAUGUAGGUUUGUGAAA